UCAUAUGUCAGCAAAUAGAAACACACGCUAAUCCUUCAAUGUCAAAUUUAUAGUUACAUUUGGUAAAAUAUGCAGCAAUCUCGGUGCGCAGUACAGAGUCACAGUGGCGAGGUAUCAAUAUAGUGUUGGUAGGUGUUGGAGCGCGGCGGGCAGCGAUGUCGCACGCGGUGCUGCUGGCGCUGGCGUGCGCGGCGGCCGCGUCGGCGGCGCGCUACGGGGACUACUCGGGCGUGAAGAUGCCCGCGUACGGCGGGGGCGCCGACUACGAGGCGCCGCGGGAUCUGCUCGCCGCGCAACCAUCCGAGGACUACCACGGCCACUCGCCGGACGCACCCGCCUCGCUCGACUACAAGUACGAGGAGGAACCACGCAUUAAAACUGAAAAACCUACGAAGGAUUCCGACGACGCAGAAGUCUGGCGGAAACCUGGAAGAAAACAGAGGGGAUUGAUGCGACCAAUGGACAGCGGUAGCGUAGACGUAGCCAGCAAAUAUGAGCGGGACGAAGAAGAAGUGCCCAAGUUUAAGACGAGUCACCGCUACCCGAAACAUAGGUCGCGCCUCAAACCCGAUAUCCUUCCCAGAGACGAGGAGUCGCCGCCCAGACGCCCCACAAAAUAUAGUCGAGAUAGGAAAGAUGACGUUAGUGAUAUAAAUAGAAAAUACUAUUUCCCUGUAGAUAAAGAGGAGUUUGCAGAUGAUAAGAGUAAAGAAUUCGACGAAGAUGUUAAAUUUAUGAACGAACCUACUACAAGGCGAGUUAUGCGAAGGAAACAGAGAGACAGACAUAGUCUGAAGAGGAAACCUCAGGACGAUGAACUGGAGGCAGACAGGCGAAUGAAGCCGGAGAGUGAGGGCGAGGAGCGGCGGGUGCGGCCGCAGGAGCAACGCGUGCGCGACCGCUACCGGCCGGUGCUGGAGGACGAGGAGGAGGAGGCCAAGGUGCAGCCGCUGCUCAAGCCCAAGGACUACGAAGACUACGAGGACUACUACGACAUGAAGCGGGUCUACAGCAUCAAGAACAAUCUGCCCCAACUUCUCCGAAGAAGUUCAGAGGGCGCAUCGCGCACGACGGGUGCGAGCGUAGCGGAGCGAGAGCUGAAGGCGGCGCUUGGAGCGCUGGGAGCGCGGCGCACGCGCAAGGAGGUGGGCGGGGCGGAGGGGGCGCCCCCUCCCGCGCCCCCGCUCGCGCCUCUCGCUGCGCCCGCACCGCACACGCUUCACUCGCCGCCCACCUUCAGGCCCGCCGCUGUCUCCGCCGACACUAACAAGCAGUGGAACGACUUCAUCGCCGCCAACGACUCUCAGCGGCUGCAAAUUUCUAUAUAUGUUACUUUUUUAGCAUUAAUAAACUGUUUGCAGAGAUACGAGUAUAGCAAUAUUUCAGUGAAACCCAUGCAACGCACAAAGCUGACACCUAACUCCCGACACUCACCUACUUUAGCCGCGCCCUCGACUUGUGCACUUGUGUCGUGUUUGACACGCCAGCCGAUGCUCUCGAUACAGUUUCCAAUACAAUGACGAUGAACAAGCGGCGGGUCACCUGGUGCGCCCGCGCUGACCCGGCUGACCCGGCCUGACCCGGCGCGGCCCGCUGUGACCGCUGCUAGCUCGGUGCACGCGAGCUGCCACUAUAUAUAGCUCAAGUGGCGGGGGUUGUCUUUUCCCGUCCUAUUGUGCGAAGCUUUGAUGUCACUAGAUACAAACUAACAUGAAUAGGCACCAACGCCGGACGCGAUUCCACUUGAGAAUUGACGGCGCGGAGGUAGGCUUUAUUAUAAGAGCAACGUAAAUGUGCAACUUGAUUUAUAAUUUUGGACACUUUACAAGUGAGGUUUAU
This is a messenger RNA of Trichoplusia ni (cabbage looper), 1839 nucleotides long. Its product is annotated as DNA ligase 1-like. The record is from RefSeq and is a predicted model, not a curated record. The coding region runs from base 156 to 1520 and encodes 454 amino acids. Lineage: Eukaryota; Metazoa; Arthropoda; Insecta; Lepidoptera; Noctuidae. The transcript is spliced from 3 exons.